GUGCUUGGCAAACAUUUGUACCAUGAACUUUGAUUGCGUUUAUGCAUCCAUCAAAUUGAGUCAGCCAUUUUUUUUAGAGAUGCUUUACAGAUCUAGUGUUGGUAUUAUGGUACUUUCAAAUAGUUUUGCUAGUAGUCAGUCCUUCUUGGAUCAUCUGGUGGCAAUCACGGAACAUUGGAAAGCAAAAGACUUUGUAAUUAUUCCUGUAUAUUUUAAGAUAUCACUUUCAGACAUAUGUCGGUUGGAAAACCGGUUUGAAAAAGUAUAUCUGCAGUAUCUGAAUUCUCCCCUGCCAGACAGAGUUCAGAAAUGGAAGGCGGCUAUGGCUGGAAUAGCAUCCAUCAAUGGACAUGAAUGGAAAAAAGAGACUGAGUUUAUGCUUGCCGAGGAAGUUGUAAGAAAUGCAUGCUCAAGGCUUUAUUUGAACAACAACAAGAAUCUGGACAGAAUCUUAGUAUUGUUAAAUCAUUCUCAGCCUACUACAGAUGCUGAAAUUGUGGGAAUUUGGGGUAUGGCAGGAAUAGGUAAGACAACUGUUGCCAGAGAAGUAUUUAAUAUUCUAACUCCGCAAUAUGAUUUGUGUUACUUUCUGCAAGACUUUUAUCUAAUGGGUCAAAUGAAAGGGCUGAGGCAAAUGCGUGAUGAUUUCUACUCUAAAGUAUUUGAGGAAGAAAAACAAAGUAUAGGUGCCUGUGAUGUAAAACCGAGUUUCAUGAGGGACCGGUUCCAUAAGAAAACGAUUCUUGUUGUUCUAGAUGACGUGGAUAAUGCCAAAGAUGCAGAAAUUGUAGUUGGAGGGUUUGGCUGGUUUUCUGAUGGACACAGAAUCAUCUUAACUUCUAGGAGAAAACAAAUUCUUAUUCAAUGUAAGGUUAGAAAGCCAUACGAAAUCCAAAAGUUAAAUGAGUUUGAAUCUUUUCGUCUCUGCAAACAAUAUCUAAUUAAAGGAAGUGUAGUCAUCUCAGAGCUUAUAAGCUGCAGUAGUGGUAUUCCUUUGGCUCUCAAUGUUUUGGGUUCCGCUGUAUCAAAGCAGCAUAUAAACAAUAUGAAGUCACAUCUCGAAAGCUUGCGGAGAAAUCCUCCAACCCAGAUUCAGGAAGCAUUUCGGAGAAGUUUUGAUGGACUAGAUGAAAAUGAAAAGAACAUAUUUUUGGACCUUGCAUGUUUUUUCAAAGGGGAAAACAAAGAUUAUGUGGUGCAACUACUUGAUGGUUGUGGCUUUUUUACAUAUUUGGGAAUUUGUGAGCUCAUUGACGAGUCUCUCAUUAGCCUUUUGGAAAAUAGGAUUGAGAUUCCUAUUCCUUUCCAAGACAUGGGUAGAUUUAUUGUUCAUGAAGAAGAUGAGGAUCCAUGUGAGCGUAGCAGAUUGUGGGACUCUAAAGACAUUGCUGAUGUCUUGACAAACAGUUCAGGAACAGAAGCGAUUGAGAGCAUUUUCCUGGAUGCGGCUGGCUUGACCUGUGAGUUGAGUCCUACUGAGUUUGAUAAGAUGUCCAAACUUAGGUUGCUGAAGUUCUAUUGUUCCACCUCUGGUAAUCAGUGCAAACUAACUCUACUUCAAGGCCUAGACACUUUACCUGAUGAGCUAAGUCUACUUCACUGGGAGAAUUACCCUUUGCAAUACUUGCCUCAGAAAUAUAAUCCUGUGAACCUUGUAGAGGUAAACAUGCCUUAUAGCAACAUGGAGAAGUUAUGGGAGGGAAAGAAAAAUCUCAAGAAGCUAAGGAAAAUCAAACUGAGUCACUCCAGAUACUUAACUGAUAUCCUGACGUUAUCAGAAGCCAUGAACCUUGAACAUAUUGAUCUGGCAGGCUGUACGAGUCUGGUUGACAUUAGCACAUCUAUUGCUCGUUGUGCGAAGCUUGUUUCCUUGAAUAUGAAAGGCUGUUCUCAUUUGCGAAUUUUGUCUACUAUGGUUGAUUUGACAUCACUCAAGCUUCUCAAUUUGUCUGGCUGCUCCCAGCUCGAGGAGAUUCAGGAUUUGGCACCAAACUUGAAAGAGUUAUAUCUAGCUGGGACUCCCAUAAGAGAGCUUCCAUUAUCAAUCGAGAAUCUCACGGAUCUUUUUACGCUAGAUCUGGAAAAUUGCACGAAUCUUCAGAAACUUCCUUUUGGAAUAAGCAACUCGAUAUCUAUCUUCGAGCUUAAGCUGUCUGGUUGCACAAGUCUUGAGAUUCUUCCAAAAAUCGAUGCUUCAGAUAGUGGACUAUCUUAG
Molecule: messenger RNA, 2215 nt
Organism: Camelina sativa (false flax)
Lineage: Eukaryota; Viridiplantae; Streptophyta; Magnoliopsida; Brassicales; Brassicaceae
Source: RefSeq, a predicted model, not a curated record